UCAUGCAACAAAUGAUGUGGUCAGCUCCUGAUGACAGCCCGACGACGGCCCGCACACUGGAUCUGUCUUUCCGGGGUUCAAACUGCACGUCUGCUGCGCCUGAGGAGAGUCAGGGAGCACCACCGUUUAUUACCGGUUGUAUCUCUAUGCAACAUUUACAUUAACAACAAGCUUUUUUUUUUUUUAAAUCGUCAAAGAAACCUCCAGCGCGACACGGGCGGCAAAGGAUUUCAGCGAACUACAACAACGGCUAACAGUUCGCAGCUAAACGGUUAGCCACAGCCGCAGACAGAACGACCAAGGAGAUAUGUCAUGUCCAGCAACUAUCUUUUAAAAAUUAGAGUUGCAACUUGAGGAAGAGGUAUGUCUGAAGUUAGUCUUGAGGCUGAAUCGAGGAAGACCUCAGCCGAGGACCCUCAGAUGGAUUGUGAGGAGGAGGCUGACAAAGCAGAGGAGAGUUUGAGUGAGGAUGUGAAACAGGAGAGUGUAGACACCAGCAGGGGGGGAGAUGGCAGGGAUGAAGUGCUGUACGACAUUAAUAUAGACAGUGCUGAAGAAAAUUCAGAGAACGGUGACAAGGAUGUUCAGAAGGAGGAUGUUCGUAGCGAGAGCGUGGUGACGCGCAGUGACAGGGAUGCUGCACUCGUGUCUGACAGUGUAGUGAAUGGGGGACGCGAGGCAGAUCAUCAUGUUGAAAGAGCUGAAACACCAGAGGAAAGUGGAGAUUCUCACACUGAAACAAAGGAAAGCACAAUGGCUGAGGAGUCCCAUAGAAGCUCAGCCGCUGAGAUCCCAGUCACCAGCAACGGAGACCUGGAUCAGAGCCCUGAGACGGUUUUCCAGAGGGAGUCUUACCCCAGGGGCCCUGGGGCCCUACAAUUUUCAGAAUCUGGUGUCACCUCCAGCAACUUUGCUUCAACAGCAGAGGGCAUUAUUGAAUCCGGACCAUACAAAGGGUCAGCAAGCCUGCCCACGUCUCCCGUGGCACCUGUAGCUCCCAGCUCAUCUGUUGCUAGCCGCCUGGCACGCUCUUUCAGCGAUAGUCAGGCUGAGAAAGGUACAAUGAAACCACAGCCAAACAGUGGAGCAGUGGUCCUUUCAGAUGACUUAAAGAACCCAGCCAUGGAAAAACUGGACCUUGUGAGAAAGUGGAGCAUCAACACGUAUAAAUGUACCAGGCAGAUCCUGUCAGAGAAGCUGGGUCGGGGCUCCAGGACUGUGGACAUAGAGCUGGAGGCUCAAAUCGAAGUCCUCCGUGACAACAAGAGAAAGUACCAGCAUGUAAUCAAGCUGGCUCAGACGCUGGCCAGUCAGCUGUCCCAGAUGAUGCAGACACAAAGGCAGCUGGGCGACGCCUUCGCCGACCUCAGCCUCAAAUCACCAGAACUUCACGAGGAGUUUGGUUACAACGCAGACACCCAAAAGCUUUUGUCCAAAAAUGGAGAGACGCUGCUGGGUGCAAUCAACUUUUUCAUCUCCAGUGUUGACACACUCGUGGACAAAACAAUCGAAGAUACCAUGUUUAAUAUCAAACAGUAUGAAUUUGCCAGGGUUGAGUAUGACGCGUACCGUACAGAUUUGGAGGAGUUGAAUCUGGGGCCACGUGAUGCCAACACCAUGCCCAAGAUUGAGCACUCCCAGCAGCAGUUCCAGAUCCACCGCGAGAAGUACGAGAGGAUGCGAAACGACGUCUCCAUCAAGCUGAAGUUCCUGGAAGAGAAUAAGGUGAAGGUAUUGCAUAACCAGCUCAUCAUGUUCCACGAUGCCAUAGCUGCGUACUAUGCUGGAAACCAACAGCAGCUGGAACAGACACUCAAGCAGUUCCACAUCAAGUUGAAAUCGCCAGGUGGGGACAGUCCAUCCUGGCUGGAAGAGCACUAAUCAUACCAUUUUGAAGCCGUAGUGGCUCAGUUUGACAGGAAAUGUCUACAGAAACUACAGGAAACCCUCUCCUCCUUUCAACUCUACUGUCACUGCCUUUCAAACUUUCAGAAUUUGUAAAUCUUUUAACUAAUAAUGGGAAAAAAAACAAACACACAAUCCGUUUACUGUUGAUGUUAAUCCAUCUUUUCUCAUCUCGCAGUUAUUUCAAAUCAUAGGAAACGCACUUUUAUACUGUUUGACGAAUCUGAACAGGAGAUGCUGCAGUAAACACAUCUGGAAACUGUAAAUGGCCUUUUGUACUCCAGCAUAUGAAUGUUGUAUCUCAGCACGGCGGACAUGUUGACUCUGUGUAGGCAGCUACAAGAUCAAAAUAACUGCCGUUUUACUUAUUUACAUCAUGCGUGUCAGCUGACUGAGAUGUGGGUGAAUGCUUUAUGAAAGUGUAAUCAGGAAUUUCCACGAGACUCGGAACAUGAUUUUGACUUUGCACCUGUUGUGAUAAACAGGAAAAAAAUGGCAUUGGGAUUUUUGGAUCAUGCAAACUUUUUGUUUUUGUUUUUGUUUUAAUCAGCAAACAAGUGUUAGCUUGACGAUUGGGGAAAUACGCUUAUUUGCAUGCUUGCUGACAGUUCGAUGAGAAGAUCAACACCUCAUCUGUCUCUGGACUGCAGCCAGUUAGCUUAGCACGAGGACUGGAAACAGUUCUAAAAGUAAAACACGCUACCUACUGCACCUCUAAACAUCACUAAUCCAAAAACCAAAAUGUAAAAAUAUCAAGCUGUGAUUCUGAUGGGUUAUGUAGCUCAGGACUAGUAAAACUAACACAUUUAACAUACACAUGGUGGUAUCAAUCUUCUCACCUGACUCUUGGCAAGAAAACAGAUCAAACUAUUUCCCAAAAUGUCAAACUAUCCCUUUUUAAAUUAGCAUUAAAAAGCUCAUAUUGACGUCUCUUCACAACAAAUGCUGCGUGUAAUUUUUUAGCCUUUUGCUAUUUUGUCUUCAUUCAAGGCAUAUGACUGAAUGGGUAAAAGUGUUGAUGAUUCCAGACAAAAUGAAGGACCAGCCUUAUGUGACUACAUGUGCCUUGAUUCCUUGAAUUUGUUCUUCUCUUCCCCCCACACUCCGUGUGCUGAUAUCUGGUCUUAUUAUUGAAAACAAGCGAUCACUACCAGUUUUUGGGACCAACUCCAAAAGGAAGAGAACGGACCAAACAUGCACACACACGUAUACUCUCCAAUGAUGUACAGUUAAACCCUGUAAAACACUCCACAUAACACAAAUGUGUUUUUUUUUUUUGUUUUUUUUUAAGAAAAUACUCCCAUAACUGUCUCAAUGUAUUUAAAGUCUCCUCAAAGAUAUUUAUCCAUAUUGCACAUAUGCACAUGUAUGCAUUUGAGUCUCAAUUUGAAAAAAGAACUUGUAAGAACUGUAUAAAACGUAAGGUGAAAACCAAAAUGCGAUUAACUUGAGAAACUUUUUUUUGUAAAUUUGAAAGACCAGCAUCUUUUGCCUGUGCUGCUAACAGUUUCUUUCAUUGGAUUAUAUAUAUAUAUUAAAAAAUAUAUAUUUUUCAAAGAGGACAUAUUGUACGCUGGUUAAUUGAUAACCGCCUUCCAUGUACUCACUUUGUGGAUUUAUACUUUUCCUAUGGUUCACCAUAGCAGUUUGAGAGUGUGAAUCUUGUACAACAAUCUAUUGUUUCCCUGAAAUAGAUGGAUUAUAUAUUUGUAAUUUUCUCUAUUUUACCUUGUAGUCUAUGACCAAUGCUGCCAUUUGGCUUGUUUUAUUUUCCUAAAGAUAUACAGAAUGAUGUGCUAGUACUAGUAUGUGCUAGUGGAUCUUUACCUUUUUAAUAAUGAAACAUUAGCAAGUGUUGAAUUAAGGAAAGAUCCUGAAUGUUGUGUAAUCUCUUUGGGGGGAAAAAAAUAAAAGUUUCUUUUCUUUAA
This is a messenger RNA of Larimichthys crocea (large yellow croaker), 3833 nucleotides long. RefSeq names its product ADP-ribosylation factor interacting protein 1 (arfaptin 1) (gene arfip1). The coding region runs from base 364 to 1881 and encodes 505 amino acids. The record is from RefSeq and is a predicted model, not a curated record. Gene Ontology annotation, biological process: regulation of Arp2/3 complex-mediated actin nucleation; intracellular protein transport. NCBI's taxonomy places the organism in Eukaryota, Metazoa, Chordata, Actinopteri, Sciaenidae. The transcript has 11 exons. Gene Ontology annotation, cellular component: trans-Golgi network membrane. Gene Ontology annotation, molecular function: protein domain specific binding; phospholipid binding.